Molecule: messenger RNA, 2358 nt
Organism: Hippoglossus stenolepis (Pacific halibut)
Lineage: Eukaryota; Metazoa; Chordata; Actinopteri; Pleuronectiformes; Pleuronectidae
Gene: mims1b
Product: family with sequence similarity 210 member Ab
Exons: 4
Coding region: 300-1127 (275 amino acids)
Cellular component (GO): mitochondrion
Source: RefSeq, a predicted model, not a curated record
CCAAUAUACACUGAAGAAGAAGAGGAGUAGGAAGAAGUUGGUGCGACAUGCUUCUUCCCUACUUAGCCCGUGCUGCUUCUGCGUUAAACGUCAUCCAUAAGCCUGGUGGGCUCACAUCCCGGACACCCUCGCUCUUGGCUCUUAGGAAUGAGGAGAACGACGUUGUCUUGAGCUGAACACGUAACUUCCACUGUAAGUGUAGUUGCCUGUCUGUGCUCUGCAUUAGUAUGGUUAAUUUAUAAAGUCUGGGUGAACAUCACAGCAGCAGAAAGGAGGAGGAGGAGAAGAGAGGGAAGAUCAUGCAGCGUAUUCUGACUCCUGGGACACUGUUGCGUAUGGCAGCAGUGCGCCCACUGCUGGUUGACAUCACCCUUCCUAAGCCAGCAGUAGCAAUGUGCUGCUGUGCUCUCCGUCUGAUACCAAUGCCAUCUGCAGGCCAACACUGGCUCUCAACCUCAGCCUCCAGCAGGGAGGCACAUCAGCCGAAACACCAGCCACCACAGGAGGAGCCUCAGACCCAAGAGGUUCAGAGAGGGGAGGCUGGUCCUGAUGCUGCAGAGGUGGAUCCCCUGCAGGAUAAGUCCAUCGGCCUGUUCCAGAGGUUUAAGAGGACCUUCAAACAAUAUGGGAAGGUGAUGAUCCCUGUACAUCUAGUGACGUCCUCGGUCUGGUUUGGAACCUUCUAUUACGCUGCUAUGAAAGGUGUGAAUGUUGUGCCAUUCCUGGAGAUAAUGGGUCUACCGGAGACAUUAGUGGGCCUUUUGAAAAACUCUUCGAGUGGCUACGCUCUGACUGCAUAUGCCAUGUACAAGAUUUCCACCCCUGCUAGAUAUACGGUAACUCUGGGUGGCACAUCACUAUCAAUUCAGUAUCUCCGCAAACAUGGCUACUUGUCCACGCCACCACCUGUAAAAGAAUACAUCCAGGACAAAAUGGAGGAGACAAAAGAGAAAUUUACAGAAAAGAUGGAGGAGACGAAGGAGAGACUGUCAGAGAAAAUGGAGGUUACAAAGGAGCGCAUCUCUGAGAAAAUGGAAGAGACUAAGGACAAGCUUUCUGAGAAACUGCAGGAAACCAAAGACCGAGUCUCUGAGGGAAAAUCAUUUUUUAGAAAGAAAAAUGAUUAGCGAAACACAUCGACAGGUUGACAAUUCAUCAGUGAAUUGGGAGCAAGACAGCACUUCUGAGACUGGGAGGAACAGAGAGAGACAUUGCACUGUCUUAGGUCAGAAAUCACCUCACACAGUUAGCUUUCACCUGUUGUCUGUUUUAAUUGUCAGAUUCCAUUUCUUAUUGUCUAAACCCUGCGACUGUUAGUGUUGACAAGACAGCAGCUUCAUCUCUCUGAUUUUACACAGGCUCAAGUUAUCUGGACUUCAACUCUCUGCUGGCUGAUGAAGAGGCAUGGUCAUAUUUCUCUUAACAAAACUUUUUAACACAUACAUUUACAAGAGGGGAAAAUGUCCAUGUACCAUUUAUCUUUGUAUAAACAGUAAUAAUAGAAACAUAAAGAUUGUAAAGCUAUUUUCAGACAUGCACUGAAAUCCAGAUAUCCUCAGCAGUUUUAUAGGAGGUGUAUGUGUGAACGCAAAUGUGAGUGAGAGUCUCUGUACUUCCUGCCUGGCCCCCGUAGAUUAAUGUGGGCACACAGCAGGGGAUCCCCGUUGGAUUCACUGUAAGUGAGUGGGGUGGUUAAUGAGGCUUUUUACAUGAGACAGACGUAAAAAGAUAACAAAUCUAAUGGUGAUAAGUGCCGAUGUCAAUAUGCUGUGAACAAAAUCACAAGUUCUCCGCAGCAGAAUUAAUUCAUUACUUCCUUGCUUUGCCUGCUACCCCACCCCUCACCUGAAUCCUAUAUGUGACGGGUGUGAGUGGAGAAUCUCCAGCUGCGUUGCGCAUGUCCUCCGCAGGACAUGUCUGAAAAUGGCUUAUGAGAGAGAGCAGUCCUAAUGCAUCUGGGUGUUGAGAAAAUAAAAGUUGAAGUUUGUGGUUACUUAUGUGUACUAGUCCAUCAAAGCCUUUCAGAAGAAUCUUUUAAAACCUUAUGUCUUUUCUCGUGAAAUGAGAAAAAAAUAGUUUUUCAGAUGUAUUUUUAUCUCAUAGCCAAAACGAUUAUUUUACUGUCUGUACCACUUUAUGUUGUGGAUGAAAGCCCAUUCAUUUUUUGGAGACUGCUUUUGGGGCAGAAAUUGUCACAGUGCAUGUCAGUUCACAUGUGAUGAGUUAUUGGUCCGGUAAAUUGAGUCAUGUAAACAUGGUGGGUCCAGUAUUGUACAUGCAGUCAUAUGUAUGAACACAGGAAGUACUGUGUAAUACACGGAUAUAAGAAAGUGGUUACAGUGUCCUCCCUGCAAGCUA